AUGGCUAGCACCACAACUCACUGCCUCCAACUCCCCGGCGCCACCGCGUCGAAUCACCGGAGAACAUCCAUUUCAUGUAAGAAGAAAUCGGACAAGACUGCAUUCAAGGGAACAAAAGAAGGCUUCGUGGACUACGACCAAGGCCAGCACGAGGUCUCCAUCAAAAUAUCCGGCCUCCGCAAGGACAACAUCGCCACCCGCUACCGCCUCCGUGUGACCGGUAACCGCUUCCAGAAGGACUGGACGGUGUCCGAAGUCGCCGAACUCGUUCUCUCCCUCGACCUCUCCGACGACAUCGACGGCGUACUCAACCAUUGGAUAGGCCGAUUUGCACGCAAGAAUUUCCCCUAUCUCAUUAAGGAGUUGACGCAGCGGGGGUCCAUUGAACACUGUAACCGCGUCUUCCGGUGGAUGAAGUUACAGAGGAACUACCGUGCGCGCAAUGAUAUAUACAACAUGAUGAUUAGGUUGCACGCUCGACACCAUCGAACGGACCAUGCGCGUGGAUUGUUUUUCGAGAUGCAGGAAUGGAGGUGUAAACCGGAUGUUGAGACUUAUAAUGCUCUUAUCAACGCACAUGGUCGAGCUGGACAGUGGCGUUGGGCUUUGAAUAUCAUGGAUGACAUGCUGCGUGCAGCUAUUCCACCGAGUAGGUACACUUAUAACAACUUGAUAAAUGCUUGUGGAUCUAGUGGGAAUUGGAAAGAAGCACUUAAGGUUUCCAAGAAAAUGACAGACAACGGUGUUGGGCCUGAUCUUGUUACUCACAAUAUUAUUCUAUCAGCAUUUAAAAGUGGGGCUCAGUAUUCAAAAGCUUUGUCUUAUUUUGAAUUAAUGAAGGGAACUCAUAUUCGUCCUGACACAACUACACUAAAUAUUGUUAUCCAUUGUCUAGUAAAGCUUGGACAAUAUGACAAAGCUAUGGAUAUUUUUAAUUCCAUGAGGGAGAAGAAGUCAGAAUGUACCCCUGAUGCUGUUACAUUCACUAGUAUCAUUCACUUGUAUUCUGUGUGUGGGCAAGUUAAAAAUUGUGAGGCUACAUUCAAUAUGAUGCUUGCAGAAGGGCUGAAGCCUAAUAUAGUCUCAUACAAUGUAUUAAUAGGUGCAUACGCUGCUUGUGGGAUGGACAAUGAGGCACUUUUGGUUUUCAAUGAGAUAAAAGAAAAUGGUUUCCGCCCUGAUGUUGUAUCUUAUACAUCUCUCCUAAGUGCGUAUGGAAGGUCACAAAAGCCCCAAAAAGCAAGGGAAAUAUUUGAUGUUAUGAAGAGAAACAAGUUGAAGCCAAACCUUGUCAGUUACAAUUCAUUGAUUGAUGCCUAUGGAUCUAGUGGUUUGCUGACAGAUGCAAUUGAAAUUUUGCGAGAAAUGGAACAAGAUGGAAUUCAGCCAAAUGUUGUCUCCAUAUGCACCCUCUUGGCUGCCUGUGGACGAUGCAGUCGGAAGGUGAAGAUUGACACAGUUCUAACAGCAGCUAAGAUGCGAGGAAUUAAAUUAAACACAGUUGCAUACAAUUCAGCUAUAGGAAGUUAUAUGAGUAUAGGGGAAUAUGAUAAAGCUGUAGACAUGUAUAAAUCUAUGAGGAAGAAAAAAAUUAAAACUGAUUCUGUUACUUACACUGUGUUGAUAAGUGGUUGUUGUAAGAUGUCAAAAUAUGGUGAAGCCCUAUCUUUUAUGGAAGAAAUGAUGCAUCUAAAACUUCCUUUGUCCAAAGAAGCCUACUCUUCUGUCAUAUGUGCCUAUAGCAAACAGGGCCAAAUCAUAGAAGCAGAAUCUACAUUCAACUUGAUGAAAUCAUCUGGUUGUUACCCUGAUGUCGUUACAUACACCUCCAUGCUUGAUGCUUACAAUGCAGCUGGGAAUUGGGAAAAAGCUUAUGCACUCUUUGAAGAAAUGGAAUCAAGUGGCAUCAAGCUAGAUACUAUUGCCUGUGCAGCUCUAAUGAGAUCUUUUAAUAAAGGUGGUCAACCGGGAAGGGUUCUCAGUCUUGCACAAAGUAUGAGGGAGAAUGAAAUUCCUUUCAGUGAUACCAUAUUUUUUGAAAUGGUAUCUGCCUGUAGCAUAUUACAAGAUUGGAGGACGGCUGCUGAUAUGAUCAAGUACAUAGAGCCCUCACUUCCUGUAAUUUCAUCCGGAUGUUUGAAUCAGUUCCUUCAUUCUUUAGGAAAAAGCGGAAAGAUUGAAACUAUGUUGAAGUUAUUCUUCAAAAUGUUGGCAUCAGGUACUGAUGUUAACUUAAACACUUACUCUAUUUUAUUGAAGAACCUUUUAUCAUCUGGAAAUUGGAGGAAGUAUUUAGAGGUAUUGCAAUGGAUGGAGGAUUCUGGAAUUCAUCCAUCAAAUGAAAUGUACCAUGAUAUAUACUCCUUUUCUCAAAAAUGCUGUGGGCGCGAAAAUGCUGCUGUCAUAAAAGAAAGACUUGAAUCCUUGAAAAGAAAAUCUGGGGAUCAAAUUUCUGCCAGCCAACCAUGUGAAACUCCUGUUCUUAGUUGA
Molecule: messenger RNA, 2490 nt
Organism: Sphenostylis stenocarpa
Lineage: Eukaryota; Viridiplantae; Streptophyta; Magnoliopsida; Fabales; Fabaceae
Source: the annotation of a GenBank genome assembly